Rhipicephalus microplus (southern cattle tick) is the source of this 1302-nucleotide messenger RNA. RefSeq names its product calcium-activated chloride channel regulator 4. NCBI's taxonomy places the organism in Eukaryota, Metazoa, Arthropoda, Arachnida, Ixodida, Ixodidae. The record is from RefSeq and is a predicted model, not a curated record.
AUGGACACUACAUGCAUUGGCUGCGGCCUCCAACGAGCACUAGAGGUGCUGAACACUCGAGACGAGACACCGGAGGGAGGCAUCAUCGUGCUGAUGAGCGAUGGUGAGGAAAACGAGGAGCCCAAACUGAAUGACGUCCUGCCAGAAGUUACAGCAGCCAAGGUGGAAGUGAGCUCGAUGGCGCUGGGGGCGUCAGCCGAUCGUCAGAUCGAAAAGCUGGCCUCCCGCACCGGCGGAAAAGCGUUUUCCUUCCAAGACCUGCAGGGCAACAUGGCGGUUGCCAUGGAAACAGCCUUCGUGGAAAGCACCACCACGCAGGCCGCUGCAAAGAAGGAUUACGUCACGCUCACAGACGUCGUAAAUACAUUCACGACGAGGCUGGAGGAACACUUCAUUCUCGAAUCAUCUCUCGGCAAUAAUACUAUCGUGAUCGUUGACCAAGUGAGUUCCACGUCCGCUGACAUAUCAGUGACCCUUAUCAACCCCAGCGGUGAAGAAUGCAAGAAGUGUGUAGAAACGGGAGACAAGAAAACGAAAAAAGUCAUCAUACCGAGCCCGGCGCAGCAUGGCAAGUGGACGAUUCGCGUGGAUAGCGCCGGCUCACAAAAGGCCGAGGUCAACAUCCAAGUGAAGUCCCAAGGCAAGGAUCCCAACAGCGAGCCGAUCCGCGUCAACUGCCGAAUGGGCAGCUUGCAAGUUGGGAAGCCUGACGAAGCCAUCAUCUACGCGGACGUGUACAAGGGCAAGAAGAUCGUCCUCGACGCCACGGUGAUUGCCGAAGUCACAGGCCCCAAUCCGCCACACAAGUCGAUGGCACAGCUCUACGACAACGGUCACGAUCCCGAUAUCGAGGCCGACGAUGGAACUUACAGCGGGUACUUCGUCCACUUCACUGGCAAAGGGAGAUACGUCGUCACGGCCCACGUUUCGAGCGAUCACAGGGCUCGAGUAAGCGAUCCCAAGGUUGGCUCCGGUAGCUUCUACAGCACUACUGCGUUUUCUCUGUCAUCUGGAGCACUUGAGUUAGACAGCGAGGCGGACUACGGAUUCCCGACCGAUGACUUCGAGGACGACGAUUCACCCACGGAAGUGGUGAACGAGACGUCGACAAGCGUCGAGCCAGCCGGUGCCUUCCAGAGGGUGGCGGUCGGAGGGUCCUUCAGGUGACUGAAGACAUCGUGCAGAGUCAGGUGCCUCCAGGUGCUAUCAACGAUCUCACCGUGGUCCAAGUGCACCUGGGAGCUAACGACACGUUGAAGGUGCAGCUCACGUGGACGUGGCCGGGAGCUCACCUGACAUCCG